AGCCGAUCGUCCUCUUCUAUCCACGUCCCUUCUUGUGUCAAUUCUUAGUCGAGUAGAAGAUUCACUCCCGGCCGGAUCCGUGUCUGUAAGCGAGAGAGAGUGGCUCUGCGCGUGGCUCACGUCUCCGCUAGUGACUCAUAGUCAUUCCGUACGUCUCGUGCGAUGACUCCUCUUCAGUGCCGAUGAGUUAUCCGUGGUCAUCUCAUCUCAUCCCGGCCGAAAACAAGGGCUGAUAAUAUCUUGGUUCCCGAGAACGAGAAGAUGCAGGAAGUCAUGGCGACAGCAACCAGCAAAGGGGCCCUGUUUCCUGCCAACCUCCCACUAGAACUCUUGCGACCAGCGAGGCAGUAUCCCUGGCCACAUUCACCUCCAGAGCUCUCGCCUGAAGACAUGAGGAAGAAAAAGGUGCCCAUGCCUGGAGGUUCCGUGGGUUAUCGGAAGGAGCCAGAAGGUCCUUUUGAAUGUCCGGUUUGUAAGGAGUCGCAAGAUGAUCUUCAGCUGCUUAUCAGCCACAUUCAGGCCCACAAAGUGAAAGAGGAGACAGAAUCGGAGGAACCUUUCGACUGCUGCCUCUGUCGGAAAAGCUUUGGAAACCUGACGGCCUUAGACAGACAUAUGCAUUCUCAUAGCGGUGAGCUGCCUUAUCCUUGUGGACAAUGCUCUUGUGGUUUCACGUCCAAGGGGAACUUGAGCAGGCACGUGAAGUCUGCCCAUGGGACCACAGAAGAGGAAAGGAAACGUUCACCGAUCAGUGAUGAACCCGUCCCGGCAAAAAAGCCUUGUCUUUAUUCCCAUCCGUCCACGAACAGUGGUGCUGCAGAUGAUGAAGACGAGUCCUACAAGGACUUGGACUGUGGCUCUAGCUAUGCAUCAGAUACGAGUUGUCACCCUGAUGAGAGAAGUUCCUGUGAUGAUACUUUGAAGAACCAUCGUUGCCUUAAAGACAGAUCUCACGAGAGCAAUAGCUUGCUACAGGAGAACCCCUUCAAGUCCCACGACCCUAGCAGUCCUAGCAGUGCCUACCAGAGAUUUCAAUGUGAUACCUGCAAGCGUGCUUUUCCAAGUUCCAGUGCCUUAAAACUUCAUUCGUCCACCCAUGAGAACAAGAAGGAAGACGAGGAGGAUGAAGAAGAGGAUGACGACGACGAUGAUGAAUUCUUUAACAUUUUGGAUCUCCGUAGCCGGUCGUCAUCGUCGAAGAGCCGAGAUGAAAUCCCGUCAAAGUUGAAAGACUUAUACAAGCCUUUGUACGUGUCACCGGGAUCUCCGGAGCCCAGUCUGGAGUCGGUGAACACGCCUCCAAAGACGCCCGUGGAAACAUCAGCCGAAGAAUCCGAAGACCUCAGCUUGGAGAUCCGAGAGAUGAAACUCAAAGGGGAGUUCCCAUGCCGCUUAUGUUCCAUGGUAUUUCCGAACCUUCGAGCUCUGAAAGGUCACAAUCGAAUGCAUUUGAACCUGGCACCGUAUCGGUGUAACAUGUGCACGUACACAAGCACCGACAAGAGCACGUUGAUUCGUCACAUGCGAACGCAUAAUGGGGAGCGUCCUUUCGAAUGCAGGCUCUGUCAAUACGCCUUCACGACGAAGGCGAAUUGCGAGAGACAUUUGCGAAAUCGGCAUGGGAAGAAAUCGCGCGAUGAGAUCCGCAACGCCAUCACUACUCAUCAAAUGGACACGGAGCUCCCGUCCAAUUGUGAAUCUCCCUACGGAGAGGUGAUCUGCAGCAUUUGCGGCGCAGACCUCAAAUAUUCGAAGGCGUUGAGGGCGCACUUGAAAGCGAUGCACAGCGAUGCCAUUAUUCUGCCCUACCGAUGCAAGCUGUGCAAUGCCAACUUCUCCACCAGGCAUAAAGUGAGUCUGCAUGCACGAAAAGUUCACGCUCAAGCGUCCACCGACAGGGAAACAACCUUGGUGGAAGAGAACGAAGACGAGCUCGCUCGAAUGGAGCGGAUGAAAUGCUCCGGGGAACCCGUUGUGGAUUGCGAUUCUGACGAUUCCACCGAUCUGAGUCGUUUGAGCGGCUCCGAGACGGAUCUGUCCACAGUUGAGGCCCUCAUUAACCUCUCGCAAUCGGGGAUCAAAGACGACACCGCUGAGUGUGAGCUCAGCAAUAAUCCCUUGGAUCUGAGCAAGAAAUCCCCGUCUGAAGGCAAGGAGGAAGAGAUUCCAUGCGAUUUAUCUAGAAAGGAACCGGAGGGACAAGACCAACAUCCUGCAGAGCAUUCAUCUGAAUUCGGAUCCGGAUCGGAUGCUGAUGUAUCCGCUCCGAACACUCCGUCCGCUUUCGAUCCUCCUACUGCCCCUCAUUUCCCUGCAUCCGGAUUUUUCCCAACAAAAUUGGAAACAGCCUAUCCGAACAUGAACGCCUUGUUUGCUACGCCUACCAUGCCGUUCUACUUCGGAGCCCCGUUCCCCACGGCCGGAAGGUCACCUUUCCCGUUCUUCGUCCCUGCCACGAACCCCUAUGAAAAUCCGACCGCCUUCAUGGAAGAGCUCAAGUCCUAUUACGAGAAGGUCCAACAGAGCUUCGUGACGCCGACAUCGAGCAGCGGAACGACGUGGAAUGACUACGCCUUGGCGUGGAUGUCCGGGAAUCAUGGAGCCGAGGGACGAGGGGAGAAGCAAGAAGUUCCCGUCGCCGUCGUCGUGGAGCAGGCAAAGAAGAAAAACAGCCACUCCGGGGAUCGGAAAGGUGAAGUGGUGACUCCUCAAGGCGCUCCUCCCGACUCCACCAUGAAACUCGUCAUCAAGAACGGCGUCCUCAUGAAGAAACAGAAGCAGAGACGAUACAGAACGGAGCGCCCCUAUGCCUGCGAACAUUGUGCAGCUCGAUUCACGCUUCGUUCUAACAUGGAACGUCACAUCAAGCAACAACACCCCCAAUUCUGGUGCCAGAAACCCCGGGGAGGGCGACGGUAUCCGGGACUCUCUGCGCCGGUCAUCCAACCGUCUUUGCUUCAGAAUCAACCUUCGGUCGGCAAAACGGAAACCCCCCCACAAAACAGCAACAAAAGUAUCAGCAGCAGCAACAGCAACAGCCAUAACCACAGUAGCAAAAAUAACAAAGGAGACACGAAUCCCCAGUCUGAAACUCCGAAACCCAUUUCAGAUAAGGUACGGAAGGCGAUAACCGAACAGCUGAAAUCGAAACGACCUCCGCCAGAUUUGGAAGUAAAGAAAGAAGCGGAGGAAUCCGAGACGGAGGAGUUGAUCAUCGACGAAACCAGGUCCAGGUCCAUGUCGUCGAAUUCGGAGCACGGGGAAACGAGUCCACGUCACCGGAAGAGGAAGGAGAGUACGAAAGAAGACGAGACAGAGACAGGAGUGGACUUGGCGAGUGUAAGCAAACUUCUGGAUCAGGCAAACACGCACAGUUUCCAGCAGUUCUUCAAGCAGCAGGACGAAGAAGAAGACGGACAUUGCAGUGGGAGUGAUAAUUCGGCCAGCGACGACAGCCCAUCGAGUAAAGAAUCCACGACGGAGAAGAGGAAGAGUGCGUACUCCAGUGCACCUCACAAGGUCUCGUGCCCGUUCUGCCUUCGGAAAUUCCCCUGGACCAGCUCCCUCCGUCGACACAUCCUCACCCACACGGGCCAAAAGCCAUAUAAAUGCUCCCAAUGCCCGCUCUGGUUCACGACUAAAUCGAACUGUGAUCGUCAUCUGCUGAGGAAGCAUGGGAACAGCGGGGAAUCCCCAUACACGAUGCGCAAUGUUCCUGAAAGACCCUACAAAUGUCAUCUGUGUCCUAGUUCUACGUUCUCAACCCCAAGUAACCUGAAGAAGCAUCAAGCUCUGAAGCAUCUCAACCUGGGCGGCGCUCACGACGGCAGCAUCGUCAGCAACAACAACAAUGACGCCACGAUGAAAUCCCUGAACGUAACGGCCGACUUCAGGUGUCACAUGUGCGACGAGAAGUUGCCAGAUCGGCAUUCCGGGCUUCAACAUCUUCAGGAGCUACAUCACGACGAGUACCAAGCAUUGGCAGAUGGAGAAGAGACAGAGAGCAUAGAAGACGGGGAUUUCCUGGAAGACGAAGGAAACGGGGACGAAGCGGAAGGGAAGUUGGGCCUCACGUGUGUUCUCUGUCUCAAGCGACUGCCGUGCAUGGAAGAUCUCGCCUGCCAUAUGAAGCUGCAUGCCGGCGAGAAACCUUUUACCUGCGCUCUCUGUGAUGUGCAAUUCACGCUUAAGACCACCUUCCAGCUUCACAUGGAGAAACACAAGCAGGAGGACGUGGAUCUCAAAAUCUCAACUCCCAAGCCCAGUGUGGACCUGAAGAAGAGGGAGAAUUUGAUGGAGAAAAUCAAUCGCUUGAAUCCGGACGUAGGGGGAUGUGGAACAUCGGAUCUCAUCGGGAACUUGCUCGGCAUUCAGGAUCCCAAGCUCAUUGACACGAUGUUGAGCAAGAAAUCCCCUGAUGAUGUUGCUAAGCUUUUGGGCGUCCAAGGCCAAAGCUAGCAUCAUCCUCUCUUUCUCUCACAUUCUCCCUACAUUUUCGCCCUCACAUGACAUUCCAUUGAUCUCACAACGAUUUCUACUGCCUCAGAGAGUAAGCGCCCGUAGGAACGAAACAUCAUGACCUAAAUUAUUAUCGGAAAUUCUUUUUUCUAUUUGUAAUUUAUUGUUCGACUUUCUCCCUUUUCGUCUCCCGAAAUGUAUGGAUGAUGUGCAACGCUUAGGGGAGAUUUCCCACUCGAGUGCGGAUUUUGAUGCACGGAUGGCAUUCACUAAUUGGAAUUUCCCAGUUUGUCCCUUCACAGUUUCCGUCUUUCGAUUGCUCACAUAGUCAAAGUACCAUACUCAGUACAUUCCAGUGUGUAAAGUGAAUAGCAGUGACUAAGACGUGAUCAGAUAUUCUGUACAGAUUUUGGGUUGUGCCUACCUAUAUCAUCAUUUUGCUCUUUUUCCUGUUCGCCUUUGCCACUGUGAGUUGGAUUUGAGAUUGCACCUUGUGAGAGGAUUUUUGUAUCUUUCUCGCCUUAGUUCCCCCGAUUUUCCUUCCAAGAAGAAACAGAGUGUGCUGCAUUCACUCUUGCUAUUAUUUUUGUCAAGUGUGCUACGGUAUCCAAUUUCCGCAUGCAUUCCAAUCGGUUGUUUUGUCUUCAUUCUUCCAGUGUCAUGCCUUCCCUUCUUUUUUCUUGUUCAGAUUGAGCAUACAUUCCCCUUUCUCUUUUCCACCUCCUUCAUAUCAAAUGGGUUCUACUAGUCAGUUCCUUGGAGAAUGUGUUUAAACUGGUUGCUUUUCCCAUCAUUCAGGGUCCCAUGCUCUCGCAUGGAGAGCCGGUCAUUUUGUUGUUCCAGUGCGAAGCUAAGCAUUCCAUAACAUGUCGUCUUCAGGGUCCAGAAUCACUUGAAAAAAUAAUUCAGAAGGUUGUUCUAUCUUUUUUUUCCCUUGCUAUUGCUGGUUUACUAUUGGAUGU
This is a messenger RNA of Darwinula stevensoni, 5420 nucleotides long. The record is from the annotation of a GenBank genome assembly. NCBI's taxonomy places the organism in Eukaryota, Metazoa, Arthropoda, Ostracoda, Podocopida, Darwinulidae.